Molecule: messenger RNA, 1653 nt
Organism: Necator americanus (New World hookworm)
Lineage: Eukaryota; Metazoa; Nematoda; Chromadorea; Rhabditida; Ancylostomatidae
Exons: 1
Coding region: 1-1653 (550 amino acids)
Source: RefSeq, a predicted model, not a curated record
AUGGGCAAAGCAAAAUCAAAAACCAUUGAGACUGCCCAGCAGCAGUCUAAAGCGCUUCCGCCUAUACCCUUCCCACGUACUUUCUUUAGACAACAGGAACCUAACGCAGUGGUGGAUAUUAGUAUCCGUCUUUUUGCAGAUGAACUAUUCAACGUUUUAGAUCGCUACAGACGGAGAAAGUGUCACCCAAACAUCACUCAUGAACAGCGCUUAGGCAUUAGGGAAGUUCGAGAGCUUGUUAAUUCUAAAACUAUCAGAUUAUCCACCAGUGACAAGGGUGGGGAAUUUGUAGUCAUUCCUCGUCAUCUAGACGAAGCCCUCACAUUAUGUCACCUCCGAGACAGCUCCCUCUAUCGCUCUUCCACUGUCGAAGAAUUUCUAGCGCAACACCGUAGACUCAAUAGGGUAUGGAUGAGUACCAGCAAAUCAACGCAAUUACCACCCUCGACUGCGACCCGGCUUAAAACAGAGUUACCUGCGUGUUCUGUCUUGUACCUCCUAAUAAAAACUCACAAGCUGAACUCUGAUAGUGAACUUGCCUCUGAAGAUCCUUCAACGUUCAAGGUAAGACCUAUCAUAAGCUGCGUAGGAGGUCCCACAGAUAGGAUCGCUUGGUUCUUAAACGUAGUGUUGGUGCAGCUGUUAAAAUUCGUACCAGCCCACCUUACGAACACCCAUAUGUUUUUGGACCACCUAAAGAACACGCAUUUUGAUAACUCAUGCGUAAUGGAGUCUUUCGAUGUUACUGCAUUGUACACGAACGUCUCCAACGACUCGGCUAUGCAGGCAGUUUUUGAGCUUUUAACUGAACACCAGAGCCCUAUAAACAUGUAUGGCUUUUCCGUGGAGCAGUUGAUGGUUGUUCUCAGGGAAUGUCUCAAAUGCACUGUCUUUAGAUGGUCGGGCAACUAUUUUGCGCAAAUCAGGGGUCUUGCCAUGGGACAACGGUUGGCGCCAACGCUCGCCAUUGCUUUCAUGGCUAAGAUUGAGGCACCGAUUUGGGAAACACGACCUUUGCUAUAUUGCCGAUAUAUCGACGACUGUUUCCUUGUCUGUUCGUCUCAAGCAGAGAUGGACAACUGUUUCAAGAUUUUAAAUGAGCAGUCGGAGUAUAUAAAGUUCACUCGGGAUAAGCCCAAAGGAGAAUGGUUACCCUUCCUUAACGUCCAAGUGCAUAUUUCAAACAGAACGCACAGGACAAAGUGGUACCGCAAACCCAGUAAUAAAAAUAUCUUAGUUCACUUUCUUUCUGCCCAUCCCACACAAGUUAAAAGGUCGGUAGUACGAAACAUGUUUCGCACGGCCACCUCCGUUUGCACUGGAAGAGAAGAAAGACGAGAAUCUAUCGAGCUUGCUAGGAAAAUUGCGGUCAGUAACGGCUACACACCUAUGCGGUCUAUCACAAAAAGAGCACAAACCCGAAAUAAAUCUGGUAUGGAGAAAGUACCUUUUUGUGUACCAUUUAUUUCCGAUGAGGUUAGCGCUGCUAUUCGGCGGUGUCUGAGGAAAGCUAAACUUGAAGAAUCUGUCACCAUCGUGGAGCUCCCCCUAGUAACCUUAAGCAAAUACUCAUUCGUAAUCGCCUAUAUGAUCGUAUUUGCACGACACCGGAGUGUAAAAUAUGCCCGGAUAACAACGAGGGUGAUUGCAUGA